AUGUGGGCUCUAGAACCUGGUCGACUUCCGACCAAAUGCCAGCUCCCCAUCUUCAUGGGCUGUGCUACCUGCACAUGUAACUUAGCCACUUCAGCCCCAUUAACAGGCACCAUAGUUGCUAACCAGGAACUCGGCCAGGAAGUCCCAUUUGCUCCUCCCUGUGCUGUUCCCCAUGUGCUAAUCUGUUCCCGCUUGUCUGACAGGAGCCGCAAAGACAGCUUGGAAAGCGACAGCUCCACAGCCAUUGUCCCCCACGAGCUGAUCCGCACUCGGCAGCUUGAGAGUGUACAUCUGAAAUUUAACCAGGAGUCGGGGGCCCUCAUUCCUCUCUGCCUAAGGGGCAGACUCCUACACGGCCGGCACUUCACCUACAAGAGCAUCACAGGUGACAUGGCCAUCACCUUUGUGUCCACGGGAGUGGAAGGUGCCUUUGCCACUGAGGAGCACCCUUACGCAGCUCAUGGACCCUGGUUACAGAUUCUGUUGACGGAAGAGUUUGUAGAGAAAAUGUUGGAAGACUUGGAAGAUCUGACUUCUCCAGAGGAAUUUAAACUGCCCAAAGAGUACAGCUGGCCUGAAAAGAAGCUCAAAGUCUCCAUCCUCCCUGAUGUGGUGUUCGACAGUCCGUUGCACUAGCCUGGGCUGGGCCCUGCAGGGGCCAAGAGGGGUCAGCGGCUCCCAGUGACUUCAGUGUGACAGCUGUGUAAAGGAGAUGCCUGCGAAUAAAAGGACAAGUGUGAGGAGGACCGCAGAGUGAGUGCUGCACCCGCCACAGGCCCCACCUCACCUCCAGCUCAGGGGCCUCACUCCCAGCUGCCAAGCCCACGUGACCGGGCCUCCAUCCUACAUGCCAGUGAGUGAGUGAGGCUGCACCUGUGAGCCUCCUCACCCACCUGCUGCUGCCACAGGCUCAGCUGAUGUGCUCCGAGGAAGAGACAGCCUUGCCAUACAGCCAGGCGUGCCUGCCUAGCACACACGCGGAUGCACUGCCCAGUUCAACCCCAGCGAGCCUUUGCGCGGUCAGGCUGCUCCAGCCUGUGGAACGAUUGCUCCUGUCACGAUUGUUUUUCCUUCCUUAGUUUGUUGUGGAAACCGGAUGGUCUUUUUAUUGCUCAGCAGAGAUGGUCCAGAAGCCAUGUCUAUAGUGGAUUUUAAACAGGACUUUCCUUAGAUGAACUUUGUCAUUCUCUUAGACAGGGGUCUGGGGGCUCUGCCUCCCCCACACCCUCUGCCCAAGAAGGUGCCUGGUGCUGUCUGUCAGCUCUGAGCCCUGGAGGAGCCUGAGAUAGGGAACAGCCUUGGGGCCAGAUAUGCUAUGGCCUAGAAGGGCGCCACUGCCUUCCAGAUGAACUAGGCUUCUGCAAGGCUCUGAGGACAGUAGGGACUCAAGGACAUGGUGGCCCCAGCUAUGUCUUCCAGCCCUUUUCUACCCAACCAGGCCUGCCAAGGAGAGGGUAAAGGCCACUGCCCCUCAUCCUGCUCCUCAGGGCCUCCAGCUCUUUGAUUCCCCCUGUCCCCUGGAUUCGCAGCCCCCCUGGGCUGUAAGGACUUUAGCUUAUUAAAAACGGAAAAGUCAACCUCUCAUCGUCCCUUUCAUGUUAAUUCUGCUGACACUGCUCUCUGUGGCCCUCUAUCCUUCCCACAUCCAUUCUUUACUCAUUCUUCAUCCUUGCCUUUUCCUGUAGCCUGGCCCCUUGUGUGGGCCUCAUUCUUUUUUUCUUUUUCAAGACAGGGUUUCUAUGUAGCUUUGGAG
Peromyscus eremicus (cactus mouse) is the source of this 1753-nucleotide messenger RNA. RefSeq names its product suppressor of fused homolog. The transcript has 5 exons. The record is from RefSeq and is a predicted model, not a curated record. Gene Ontology annotation, cellular component: cytoplasm; nucleus. NCBI's taxonomy places the organism in Eukaryota, Metazoa, Chordata, Mammalia, Rodentia, Cricetidae. Bases 1 to 636 code for a protein of 211 amino acids. Gene Ontology annotation, molecular function: transcription factor binding.